Messenger RNA from Penicillium crustosum, 726 nucleotides. RefSeq names its product GNAT family N-acetyltransferase. The transcript is spliced from 3 exons. The record is from RefSeq and is a predicted model, not a curated record. Gene Ontology annotation, molecular function: acyltransferase activity, transferring groups other than amino-acyl groups. Bases 1 to 726 code for a protein of 241 amino acids. Lineage: Eukaryota; Fungi; Ascomycota; Eurotiomycetes; Eurotiales; Aspergillaceae.
AUGUCAAUCGAAAUCGUCCCGCUGGCUCAGACCGACAUACCUGGGGCUGUAGACUGUGUGCAGAAAGCGUUCGCCGAUGAUCCCUAUUUUCGCUGGGCAUUUGAUGAUCCAUCCAAGUUUAACAUCCAACGAAACGCAGCUUCCCUCGCUGCUCAUCUCCAAUAUGGUAUCAACUGCGGCUGCCCCAUUUCCGUCGCCAAGAUAACUCGUGCCGCAAAUGAAAGCAAGAGCGACGGAGAUAUCCGCCUGCCGGCGGGUACUGUGGUCGGCGUUGCCUGGUGGUACUCGCCACAAGCAUCUUCCAUGACUCAGACCUGGUCUGUUUGGGCACAGGACUGGCUUCUUUCCUUCCGCCAGCUCAUAAACAAUAUCCGCUUCCUUGGUCGCGGUGGUCUGAAUGUGCACCGGUAUUGGAUUUGGAAGCAAGUGCAGCAAACUGCGCAUGAUACCAUCUGGCAGGACCCCCGUGGGUACUAUUUUUGCAAUGUUGUCUGUGUUGAUUCAGAGGCGCGUGGUAUGGGAGUCGGAAAGAAGCUUAUGGAGAAUGUCAUGGAGAAGGCCGAUCGGGAGAAUAUGCCAUGCUAUCUCGAGAGCUCUAAGGGGUAUCCAAACGUGGGUAUUUAUGAAAGAAUGGGCUUUGAAUUGGUCAAGGAGAUUGAAUGCGUGGAUGGAGGGGACGUUUGCAAGUUAUAUUGCAUGAUACGCAACCCCAAGUCCAAAGAAUAA